This is a messenger RNA of Fulvia fulva, 423 nucleotides long. RefSeq lists its product as uncharacterized. The coding region runs from base 1 to 423 and encodes 140 amino acids. The transcript has a single exon. The record is from RefSeq and is a predicted model, not a curated record. Lineage: Eukaryota; Fungi; Ascomycota; Dothideomycetes; Mycosphaerellales; Mycosphaerellaceae.
AUGACCUGCCUCUUCUUCGAGAAGCUCCCGGGCGAGCUGCGCAACAACGUCUACGAGCUCGUCUUCGCCCUAGACAACACACAUCCCGUCGAUAUCCUCAACGCGCAGCCACCGAGGAAAGACUUCCUGCUCACAUGCCGACAAGCCAACGCCGAGGGUGGUGGUAACUACCAAGCGGCGUAUCGUCAAUCCUGGGCCGGUACAGAUUUCGUCCUACAGAUACCAUCUUACGGGGACGACACAACGCAGCACAUCAAUGCAGUGCAGAAUCUCCGACAUGACGAUAUGAUACACAUCACGAGCCUGGCGUGCAAGCCACGGGAACCGUCAAGUCAAUGGUAUACCAUUGAGCUGGUAGACACUCGCGGUGGCUGGCUCCACACGUGUCAACACUCUGCGAGCAACGAGUCGUCUCAUCGAUAG